CCAUAAAUGACCCUCGGCCCUCUCACUAUUUUCAGUCUGGCUUUUCUCCCCCUCCCUCUUCAUCACUCCAGCAAAAGCAGAACCCAAAGUUGCACUUUUUAGGGUUCCCCUCUCCCUUCAAUUCCGCCAUGGGAAAACCUCGAGACUUCUACGAGGUCCUCAACAUACCCAAGAACUCUUCCCCUCAACGAAUCCGCAAAGCCUACAAGACUCUCGUCAAGCAAUGGCAUCCCGACAAACAUCCUAUUUCCACCAAACCCGAAGCGGAAGCAAUGUUCAAAGCCAUCGCAGAAGCCUAUGAGCAGGCCCUUAUUGAAAUCCAGGGCAAACCGCUAUUUGUAGACUAUGACAGCGGUGGCGGAGUAGGAGCACCAAAUCGUUCCCGGAGCAGGCCGCCGGCGCCGGCACCGGCUGCGAGUUUUCGCGGUGAGGAGGAUAAUAGGAAACCUCGCAGCCAACCUAAGGAUGUGCACCACACGUCCUCUUCGCAAAAGUCCGGCUUUGGUUCUAAUUCCGCUCCUGCAUCGCGAAAGCCGCCGCCUUUGGAGAGGAAGCUGGAGUGCACGCUUGAGGAACUUUUUAAUGGCUGCAAGAAGGAAAUCAGCUUUGACAGAGAUGUUGUUGUGAAUGGUUCCGUUAUUCGAAAGGAAGAAACACAGAAGAUCAAAGUGAAACCCGGAUGGCAGAAAGGGACGAAGAUCACGUUCGAAGGAAUGGGGGAUGAACGACCGGGAUGCCUUCCAGCUGAUGUAAUCUACAUGAUAGCUGAAAAGGAGCACCCUUUCUUCAAGAGAGUUGGUGACGACCUUGUGCUGAAAAUAGAGAUCCCUCUUGUGAACGCCCUCACCGGCUGGACCUUCUCCUUCUUCCUCAUAACAGGGGAGAAGAUGACUCUUUCGUUCCGCGAUGAGAUAAUUCAUCCAGGUUAUGAGAAGGUUAUGGAAGGCCACGGCAUGCCGCUAGCAAACAAGAAGGAUAGGAGAGGAGACCUUAGGAUCAGGUUUCAGAUUCGAUUUCCGACAAAACUUAGUGAGGAGCAGCGGAAUGUGAUACAGGAGGCCCUUAAGAAUGGCUGCUGAUUGAUUGUUUCA
Messenger RNA from Phalaenopsis equestris, 1091 nucleotides. RefSeq names its product dnaJ homolog subfamily B member 13-like. Gene Ontology annotation, molecular function: protein-folding chaperone binding. The record is from RefSeq and is a predicted model, not a curated record. NCBI's taxonomy places the organism in Eukaryota, Viridiplantae, Streptophyta, Magnoliopsida, Asparagales, Orchidaceae. The transcript has 3 exons. Gene Ontology annotation, cellular component: cytosol. The coding region runs from base 129 to 1079 and encodes 316 amino acids.